AUGCGUCUACUUCUGGGAUAUUUGGCUGCUGUUAUUUUACUGAUGGUGCAACAUUCGAGUGCGGAAAUUGAUGAUUGCGAUUUCUUUGACACUGUAAGUCUCUCGGCAGACCAGAGGAUCCAGAAUGGUUCAUAUCUUUAUGAGGGAGUUCUCAUUCCCGCCCAUUUGACGGGUGAAUAUGACUUCAUUUUCGCAAACGGCUCCAAGAAGUGGGUCCCCAGCUACAUGAGAGGAUGUGUCUGCAAACUGAGGACUUGCGUCAGGUUCUGCUGUCUCCACGACCACAGUCUGGAUCCAAAAUAUAAUGAAGAGUCACAAUGCAACAUUAUGUUAGAGGACCACCAGGAAAUGAUCGAUCCUUUCGUGGACAUAACCCUUAAAAACGGGUCGGUGGUCAAAAGGCACUUUAAAAACGAUCUAAUCGUGCAGUGGGAUUUGCCCAUGCCUUGUGGCGAUCCAUAUAAAGUAGACAACCAAAAUGAAGGCGAUAAUUACACACUAUACGAGAAUGGAACCUUUAUACGCCACUAUGAUAACGUGGUUAUGAACAAGCGUGAAUACUGCUUGCAGCACUUUCUGUUCAAAGACGAAAAUAAUAAUAUAACAAAAUCUGUUCGAAUUGUAGCCCACAACUGCCCUAAUACGGAAUCUAAAACAGGACAAACCAUCGUGAUGAUCACAUCGCUAUUUUUUAUGGCUCUAACAAUCUGCGCUCACCUCCUUGUGGAACAGCUAAGAAACCUUCAUGGAAAGUGCAUCAUCUGCUACUUGGUCUGCAUCUUCAUGGGCUUCCUAUUCCUUCUCCUUGACUUGUGGAAAUUAUCGUUGUCCUUCUGCGCUUUAGCAGGUUUUAUGGGCUAUUUUUUCGUCAUGGCUGCGUUCUUCUGGCUUUCUGUCAUUAGCCUGCGCACCUUUACGAAGUUGUGCAACAAAUUCAAAUGGCUUUCUUUAGACGAGUUUGCGAUCCUCAACACUUACGCCUGGGGAUUGGCGGGGGCCUUGACCGGAGUCACCUACACAGCUCAAAAAUUUGUAGCUAACGAAAAUUGGAAUCCUCGUGUGGGGGCUGGCCAUUGUUGGAUCGCAACUAACGAAUGGUCUGCCAUGCUCUACUUCUAUGGACCGAUGGUAUUACUGAUUGCCUUUAACAUUACCAUGUUUACACGGACGGCAAUGGAAAUAAUGAAAUCAAACCGAGAAAUGAAGUUUUUCGAACAAAAGCAAGAAAGGUAAAUCAAUAAAAAAUAAUAGUGAAAUCAAUAUCAUUAAAAUCCUGUCAUAUUCCCAAACAGUCAUACUUAUUUUUUGCGGCUCUUCAUCGUAAUGGGUAUGACCUGGAGCUUUGAGAUAAUCUCGUAUUUUGUCCAAAAUGACACACUUUUGAGGAGGGCUUUUCUCGUGACUGACUACAUAAAUUGGUCCCAGGGUGUCAUCAUAUUUUUGCUGUUUAUCCUGAGGCGCAAAAUUCUUAAACCCUCAAAGGAACGGUGA
Drosophila rhopaloa is the source of this 1491-nucleotide messenger RNA. Its product is annotated as G-protein coupled receptor Mth. Gene Ontology annotation, cellular component: membrane. NCBI's taxonomy places the organism in Eukaryota, Metazoa, Arthropoda, Insecta, Diptera, Drosophilidae. Gene Ontology annotation, molecular function: G protein-coupled receptor activity. The record is from RefSeq and is a predicted model, not a curated record. The transcript has 5 exons. Gene Ontology annotation, biological process: cell surface receptor signaling pathway; G protein-coupled receptor signaling pathway.